Messenger RNA from Triticum aestivum (bread wheat), 1274 nucleotides. RefSeq lists its product as uncharacterized. Bases 18 to 977 code for a protein of 319 amino acids. The transcript is spliced from 3 exons. Lineage: Eukaryota; Viridiplantae; Streptophyta; Magnoliopsida; Poales; Poaceae. Gene Ontology annotation, molecular function: RNA binding. The record is from RefSeq and is a predicted model, not a curated record.
GGAAACAGACACAUUACAUGUCUGCUUGGGCCGGCGGGUUGGAAUUGCCCAAAAAGUCCGGACCUUUACCGGAAAAGGCUAGAACCGCCGCAAUCUUCCGUGGCCAGUCCCCUACAGGCACCGCCGCCGCCGACGCCUCAGCCUCAGCCCCGCCGGACUCCCCUCACUCCCUCUCCCCCGCCCCGGCCCCGCAUCCCACGCGCGUCGCCGCCGCCGCCGGCCCAGUCUUUCCUCGCCUGGACGCCGCGCUCCCGCCGUCUCCGCCCCGUCCGCCCACGCCCAUUGGGUUCGAGAAGGAAGCUCCUAUGGCGACAUCCGACGAACAGGAUCAGAAGGACCAACAGGAUACCAAGGACGAACAACAGGCUCACAAGGACGACGACGAGCAGGCUGAGAAGGAGUACGCCGAUUUCGAGGCGAGGGUCAAGAGGACGAUAUACAUCGACCACCUCUCCCCCCUGGUCACCGCCCAGGUCAUCAAGGCGUCUCUCGCCCAGUGCGCCAACGUCGUCAGCACCGAGUUCAUUCAGAACUACACGAUCCAGUACGAGAUCCCCGCCGCUGCGUUGGUGGAGGUGGACAACGAGUCGCAGGCCCAGGCCGCUGUGGACCUGAUGAACAACUUCCCGUUCAUGCUCGGCGGGAUGCCCAGGCCUGUGAGGGCUGUCUUUGCAAAGCCCGAGAUGUUUCCGGACCGCCCUAGGAAGCCUGGGUUGAAGAUUGAGUUCAGCUGGGUCAAGCAAGGAGAUCCAGGGUAUGAUGGGAUGAGUAAGCUCAAGGGCCUCGCAAGGAGGCAAGAAGCAGAAAAUAUGGCACUUAUCAAGAAUCAAUUGGAAGAGGAGAAGGAGCUGGCGGCGCAGCAGCAGGAAACCCUGGAAGCAAGCAAUAGCAAGUACGACAUACUCGAGAAACUCAUGACCGACGGGGACAUUACUAAACUCGCCCAGCAUUAUAAGGUCAAGCUGGGAGACAACUGAUGAGUUCUCGGCGUACAAGCACCUCCCUCGGAGACUACGGUCGGUCACCAGUGCAAGCAGAUCCUUGUUCUGCCGAGGGCAUCCCAGUCGUAGAUGUGAUGGUGCGAUAGUAAUCAUCCAUUGGCUAGUCAUCGAGCGUCGAUUUGUUAGGUGCAGCCGCGCUCUAGUUGUGGCCAGCUGCAAAGCAGCAGUUCCUUAGUGUAACAACUGUGAUCCGAUCCGUUGAUGGUACGCUUGGUGUGAUAACAAUCUUUGUAUGACUUCCAAGCUUAUCAUGUCGGCAAGAUGAUCCAACGA